UUGUAAACAGUUCAGUACAUGAAAAAUACCAUCUAAAGAUCUAUUUCACUUAAAAGAAGUUUUGUGGAAUUACACCAAAAGGUUUAAUUGAUGUUAAAAGACUGUAGGUGACAUAGAUGCAGACAAGACUAUUAAAGUUUUAAUAACAAUGUGUUAAAAUAUAGGCUGCCAUUCAGCUCUAUGAACUGAUCUGCUAAAAUGUCUUGAAAAAAAGCUCUCUGGGUAGCCUACAAAUGAAGUUAAAAGUCACAAAGCUAAAUCUACCACUGUUUCACUUCACACUUAGAUUAUACACAGUGUGAUUUGACAUUAUCAGGUAGGAGAUAAAAACGCAUUAGUGUUGCGCUUCUUUCAUUAAAACACUGGAGUGAUGUAAGCCCGUCCCCCUUCAAGAGUAAACCCGAUUAUUUGCCCUGCGUAGAGAGAGAGAGAGGGAGAGAGAGAGAGAGAGAGAGAGAGAGAGAGAGAGAGAGAGAGAGACGCGGAGCUCAACAUCAUCAGUCGCAAUAACGGCUUAAUCAUUCCUCACCGUGGACGACCGACACAACCUCAGCAUCUGAAACGCUUUUUAGACCCGUAAAAAGAAACACGCGUUUUGAAAACGACACUUUUUGGUCGGUGUUGCUGGUGAUGUUUGCUGGAUUUUAAGAGUGGAGCGGUGAAGUCCACCCGGCGGCUCAACACCUUCCGUCACACCGCAGGACAAACUUCACCGGACACACUUCAGACGCGCCAUGAAGUACAGCUACUGGAAUCUUUGAACUGAGCAGAAGAAGUCGAGAGAAGAAAGCCUGGUUUGAAGAAAACGCGAGCGAAAAAACAGAGGGACGAAAAAAAAUAAAGUUCAUUGGUGAAAGAGAGAGACGAAAAGACGGGGACAAUGGGGAGAAAAAAGAUUCAGAUCACACGGAUUAUGGAUGAACGCAACAGACAGGUGACAUUUACAAAGAGAAAGUUUGGCCUGAUGAAGAAAGCCUACGAGCUGAGCGUGUUGUGUGACUGUGAGAUUGCCCUGAUCAUCUUCAACAGCACCAACAAGCUGUUCCAGUACGCCAGCACAGAUAUGGACAAAGUGCUGCUCAAAUACACAGAGUACAACGAGCCACACGAGAGCAGGACCAACUCGGACAUAGUGGAGACCCUGAGAAAGAAGGGUCUAAAUGGCUGUGACAGCCCGGACCCCGACGCCGACGACUCGGCGUUGAGCAAGAAGGAGAACAAAGGUGGCGAGAGCCUGGAGCUGGAGUCUGCUCUCGCUCUCACUCCACUCACAGAGGAGAAAUACAAACAGAUUAACGAAGAGUUUGAUUUAAUGAUCAAGGCUCAGAAGAUACCUGCUGUGCCCUCUUCUACCUACGACAUGACCAUCCCCGUGAAUAACCAGAUCUACCCAGGCAAUCAUAACCUGCUUCCACUGGCCCACCACGGCCUGCAAAGAAACAGCAUGUCACCCGGGGUCACACACAGACCACCUAGUGCAGGUGGUCUAAUGGGCACUGAUCUCUCCACUGGCGCUGGCACCAGUGCUGGAAACGGCUAUGGAAACCACCGCAACUCUCCAGGUCUGCUGGUGUCCUCUGGAGGAAUGAAUAAAAGCAUGCAGGCGAAAUCUCCUCCGCCGGUGAACUUGGGCAUGAACAGUCGCAAGCCUGACCUGCGAGUGCUCAUCCCGCCUGGAGCCAAGAACAACAUGCCCUCUAUCAAUCAGAGAAUAAACAACUCUCAGUCUGCGCAAUCACUGGCGACCCCUGUGGUUUCUGUAGCGACACCCACUCUACCAGGACAGGGAAUGGGUGGAUACCCGUCAGCCAUCUCCACCUCGUAUGGUACUGAAUAUUCCCUGAGCAGUGCGGAUCUGUCCUCUAUAUCUGGCUUUAACAGUGCCAACACACUUCAUCUGGGCUCAAUGAGUGGCUGGCAGCAACAUCAGAUCCAGAACAUGCAGCACUCUGCACUCAGUCAGCUGGGAAAUUGCUCUAGCUCUCACUUAUGUCAGGGUUCAAAUCUGUCCCUGCCCUCUACUCAAAGCCUGCACAUCAAGUCCGAACCUGUUUCUCCUCCUAGAGAUCGAUCCAGCAGCACCACACCAGGCGGCUACGGCCAGCUACCAUCCCACCAGCAGCACCAGGGCCCAACCUCGCAGGGGCGACAGGACUCGGGCCGCUCACCGGCUGAUAGUCUCAGCAGCUGCGGGAGCUCACACGAGGGAAGCGACCGCGACGAGCACCGUCCCGACUUCCACUCGCCCCUAGGAUUGGGCCGGCCCGGCCUGGACGAUCAAGACAGCCCGUCCAUCAAACGCAUCCGCCUCUCGGAAGGGUGGGCCACAUGAUAAGCAAUGGCCCUCUAGGACAGACCCGUCCGCGUUCUUGACCUCCCCGUGCGAAACGCCGCUACAUGUUCUUUCUGCCGAUUCUGACUAGUCACAAUCAUUGCUCUCCCCUAUUCUCUGAUUUGCUGUAGAGAGGGGAGAGAGUGCUCUCUGUAAUGUUUUUAUUAUUAAUUAUUAUUAUUUGAUCAGAGUGUUUCUGUUAUACAUAUUGAUGUGAUUGACGGGUUUCAGGGAGGGUUGGAGGACUAGUAAAAGCGGGUUGGGGAGGGUUUAGUGGGCGGGGCUACUAUGCAUAACUUGUGCAGUGUGUGGAAUACUAUGUAAAGAAUUACCAUAUAUGCAUAUAUAUUUACACGUUGUGUAGGUGUACAUGUAUGCAGAGUAACAAACCAACAAAAAGUGUCAGGUACUCUUGGAUCUUUUCUUUUUUUUUUGUAAAGUCCUUGCCUCAGUGACGUUGAGCACAGCAGAGAGCGUUUUUCACCGAGGUGACAGCUUAGCUCUUGAGUUGCUGUACCAGUACAGUAUGUACAGAUUCCUUUUACCUGUUUUUUUUCAGUGCCACUCUUUUCAGAGGGCGCCUUCGCUAAAUGUAUGUUAUGGGUGUCAUGUUGCAGGUUCAACGUAUUGUACAUAGAGACAAAACGCUGGGGAACGAUAAAGGUCAAAUUUCACACAAACAAAUCUGUUAUGCAAGAAUUUCGAAGGAUUGUACAGAUAUAUGUGCAGGUUCCUUGGUUAACUUAUGGGGAAAGGAAGUAUUUCAGGAAAAAAAGCUCUCCUGCAGAAGGAAUAUAAAAAUAGCAGGACAGAGUUGUGGAGAUGAAGGACUUUUAGAGCCAUUGAUGACAUUUAAUCCUAGGACUUGCAGUUGUUGUUCAGUAUUAAAAGACAAAAACGAGAAAAACAUGUAUGAUACACUUGCUUAUAUUUUCAUAUCAAAAAGGAAUACAAUGCAAAGCAUUUUGUGGCUUUUUGUAGUUUAUAAGAGCCAGAAUGUGUUUUGAUAGCUUUGCUUAUAUGAAAAGUGAUAGUAAAAGAAGGAGAAACUUUGGGCUUUUCAACCACAAGCCAUGAAAUCUGAGACAGUGAAUUCUUGCUUUGCUCAAUGUUUUUUUUUUCUCUCUCUCUUUCUCUUUGUAAAAGUUUUGUUUUUAAACGUGUAUUUUUAAGUAUAUUGAAUAAUAAUAUUAAGAAUCUUUUUGAAAAAAAGAUGUGAAAUUAACAUGCUUGUGUAUAGCUUUCUAAUAUAUGAAUAUAUAUGAUUAAAAAAUUAUGGUCAAAUCUUUUUUUUUUUUCCCCUUGUGCAGGGGACAUGGUAAAUGUUUCCUUUUUAUUUUAUUUUCCCUCCACCAGACUGAGUUUUUCAGGAGCAGAACAUGCUCACAAAUACGUCCCUCCCUUUUUUUAAAGCACAAGAUAUUUUCUGGAACAAUCACAAGCUUUUCAAGUUUCCAGUGUCACAUUAACCGACAUUGCACUGAAGAUUUUCUAAUAUAAGACAGCACAGUCAUAGAUACCUCAUGACUGCUUGUGUACGCUCGUGUCAUCAUUUAGUGGAUCGUGACUAGUUCUGUUCAAUUGAUAUACAUAUCUAUCAUUGUGCAUUCUGUGAUUUUGACAGGACAUAUGUUAGAUGUUUUUUUUUUCUACCAAAGACAAACAGUGAUGUUAUGUUUGCUGAUCCAUAUUCUUUUUCUUGGUUUGAGACCAUUGUGUUUCUUCACGAGUUGUUCAUGCUAGUGGCUGGUACCUCUGACUCACCCUCCCAGUGCCUCAGAUUACCUUUCAAUCAGUUGGUCUUGUUGACAAUGGGACGUUCUCCUUUAACUAACAAGUGUAUAGUAUUGUGGAAAAAAAUGCCAUUGUUUGUUGUUCUAUAGAUUUCAAUUGUCCGUAUAUGACUCUCCGGUUAAUUUGUUAUUUUGAUUUUCUUUUCUAGAUUUUUUUGGUUGAUCUUUUCUCUUUUUUUCUCUCUCUCUCUCCAUCUCUCUCUCUCUCUCUCUCUCUCUCCCUCUCGAGUGUUGUUUCCAUUAAGUAUAUCAAUUACAAAAUAAAAAAACUGAAAAAAAAAUGCUGAAAAACUCUGUAGUAACAAUGUAGCUUGUAUAAACCUACAAUGGGUAAGGUGGAAAGAAAGUGUCUUUUUUUGCUUUCUAACCAGGAGAAAGAGGCUUUCAGCGGCACAAGCUGGACUUUGUCGCCACUUGAAGACAAGAUGUCAUUAAAUUAAAACCACAUCUCUGUAUCUCAAGGGACUUGAUUCAGCUGUAUGUAGUAAAAAAUAAUGUAUGGAAUAAAAAUUGUUUCUCCUGCUGGGACUAAAAAAAGGUAUUUGUAUUUUGCAGAGAAUUCAGUAAAGUUACUGGCUUUCUUAGUUA
Molecule: messenger RNA, 4713 nt
Organism: Danio rerio (zebrafish)
Lineage: Eukaryota; Metazoa; Chordata; Actinopteri; Cypriniformes; Danionidae
Source: RefSeq, a predicted model, not a curated record